GCAGCAUGAAAAGUAAAUUUUUCGUUGUGUGAUUACGUGUUUGUUCAGUGAAAUUAUUGUUUUCUUUUUGAGUUGUGUAAAGUUAUAAACGCGUUAAAAAAUGUUUGCAAAUGUUUUGUUACUUUCUUGCAACCAAAAAAUUAAAAUCCACACGUCUAGAAUUAAACGAUUUGAUUCUAGCACUCAUUCUCCUUAUCAAAAGUAUAAAGUAAUACGUUCCGUAAAUGGGAAAAAUAAGGAAGAAGAUUGCGUGGUUUUACAUUUAGCUGAAAAUGAAGAAGAACUUAAUAAAGCAAUUGAUACGCAACGUGCAAAACGUCCUAGUUCUAAAAUGCUAAUUUCAGCUAGCGAAUCUACUGACGAUGAGGAAACUUCACCACAAAAUUAUCAUACACAAAAGCGGAAGAGUGAUGGUGAUGGAGAACCACAUUUACCCGCUUUGAUAAAAAGACUCAUGCUUAUAAAACAAGGACAUAACAAAGAAUCCAGUUCUUUCAAAGUGAAUAAUAACAGUGAUGAUGAAGAACAUUCACAAGCUUUGGACAAAAGACUAGUGACUAAUAUACAAAUACAAAAUAAACAGUUCGAUUCUUCUAAGAGUACACCGCAGAACCGUGCAAAUAUUUUGCCUGUACUUCAAGAAAAUGUGAUAGUAGUACAGAAAGUGCAGAAAUUAGAAAAGGAAUUAGAGGAAUGUAAAAAAGAUCUAGAAUUUGUCACUAAUCGUUACAGCGAGUCUCAAUCUGAAAUUGAAAAAUUGGAAAAAUGAUUUAAGAGUGGCAGAAGUUAGUGUACAAGUAUCAAAUGAAGAGAUACUUAAUAAGGAAAAUGAACUGAAUUUAAUUCGGCAGGUUAAUAAGGAUUUGCAGAUAAGUGGCAUAGAUAAGUUGCAGCAGACUGUUUGUAAGAAUCAACAACUACACUUAAAGAAAUAUAGUAAUUAUUAUUCAAUAUCUAUGUUAAAACUUUCUUUUUUACAGCAAUGCCCAAUUUAAAUCCUGAAAAUUCAUCGAAUGCGUUUUUUCUUCCUAUUGAUUCAAAUCUUGGAAAUUCAUCGAAUGCGUGUAUUCCUCCUAUUGGUUCAUGGAAUUCUGAUAACACCGA
This is a messenger RNA of Leptopilina boulardi, 1104 nucleotides long. RefSeq lists its product as uncharacterized. The transcript is spliced from 5 exons. Bases 101 to 769 code for a protein of 222 amino acids. NCBI's taxonomy places the organism in Eukaryota, Metazoa, Arthropoda, Insecta, Hymenoptera, Figitidae. The record is from RefSeq and is a predicted model, not a curated record.